CGUCCCACCGGAUCGACUGAAAGCGUUAUGAUGUGUGAGCCGUAAUAGUGGCUGUGUGCGAUGUCAUCUAACUCGCUAUAACGCUGCGAGUAUUGUGUAAGAAAUAAUAUAGUUUCAGUGACCUUAAACGCUUCGCCAGAGGACUCUAAAUUCCUGGGACUGCAUACGUUUUAUGUUUUGCAUAUUAUAAGACAAUAAGGUGUGGAAGAUAAACCACCUGCUGCCCGUGGAAGCGCUGACCAAGAAUGAAGUUUUCACCAUGGCCGCAAGGACAGAAACUAGUUCACCUGGAUCUGAAAGGGGCCCCUCCAAGAAUUGAAUACCUUCACAAGCUGAUCGACCUUUUCUCUCGGCUGGGAGCUGAUGGCUUACUGGUCGAGUAUGAGGACAUGUUUCCUUAUGAAGGAGAGCUGAGCCUUCUGCAAGCCACCGCCCAUCCUGCUUACAGUCGUGAGGAGGUUCUGUGUAUUCAGGACGUUGCCAGAUCCAGGGGGCUGGAGGUUAUUCCUCUGGUGCAGACGUUUGGACACAUGGAGUUUGUGUUGAAGCAUAAGUCUCUGUGGGGUCUGAGGGAAGUUGGGCACUGCCUAGGUACCCUAAAUCCACAUAAAGAGCAGAGUGUAAGUCUGGUGAUGGAGAUGCUGAGGCAGGUGGUGGAGCUCCAUCCAGGCCUACACACACUCCACAUUGGAGCAGAUGAAGUAUAUUUAUUGGGGGAGGGGGAGGAGUCAAAACAUUGGUUGGCCUCAUCGGGUCACACGGUGGAGCAACUUUUCCUCAGUCAUGUGACCAGGGUGGCCAAAGCCAUCAAGGAGAUGUGGCCUCAGCUCAACAUUGUCAUGUGGGACGACAUGAUGAGAGAGAUGAGCCAUGACACACUGAAAGCUAGUGGUUUAGUAGGACUCGUUCAGCCCAUGUUGUGGGAUUACAACCCUGAUCUGGAUGUGGAUAAAGCAGUGUCGCUGCUGGAGAAGUACUGUCAUGCCGGCCUGCCAGACCUGUGGGCAGCCAGCUCUUUUAAAGGCUCAACCAGUGUUCACACCAGUGUGACCAGUACACAGAGACAUGUGGACAACCACCUGCAAUGGCUGAAGGUGGCAGCUGCAGUCUCCCCUGGUGUACGGCUGCAGGGCAUUGCACUCACUGGCUGGCAGAAGUAUGACCAUCUGUCAGUGCUGUGUGAGUUGAUGCCUGUGGCUUUGCCAUCCUUGGCGGCCUGUCUCAAGGCCAUCAACCAUGGACAAUUCAACCCCGAGGAUCAUAUCAAGGUGAUGGAGAGCCUGGGUAUUUCCUCUGUGGAGGUGGAGGCCAUGGAGAGGACCUCUGAAGGUGAGUCAUUGUUUCCGGGGAGGAAGCUUGCUGAACUGAUCGUGGACCUCACAUCACUGCUGAACUCAGAGGACCUUCGCUAUUAUGAAAACAGCAUGGUCGUCCGCGGAUGGCUGACCCCCUACCACAGACAGAGGAAGAUAGUCAACCCCCUUAUGACCAUGCAGAUUCAGAGUCACGCAACUAUGCUUUUGACUUUGCUGAAGCAGAAGGUGGAGGCGGUAAGGGAGGAGAUGUUGCGCCUUUACCCAGACUCCACUGCUCAGGAGUGGAUAGGACAACACGUGGAACCUGUAGUGGCCCCUCUGCAGAGGAUCACACAGGAUAUCGGAGAGUGUCUGCUGGAAAUGAUGCCGCAGACUUGCUUGCCAUCAUCAGUCCAACAAUGAAGCGGACCCCACAGACAAGACUGGGAGAAUGAGCUGGACAGGACUGGUUUCUGCUGAGGAAUGUUUUUUGGUGUUGUGUCCUUGCUGUUGUAUGUUUUCCUCCAGUUUUUCCCCCCCAUCCUAUUCAAAUGCACUCCAAUUCAACCGUGUGAAAAAUCCCAGCAGCUACAUUAUGGCAUUCUCUUAAUUUGCAAACGGCAUUGCAGUAGAAGGGUGGCUUUAUUUUUGAUUCUGUUCCUCAGCAACUGCAAACUGAUAGAAUUAUGACAAAAAGACCCGUUUUACAUAGAAAACGCUUUAAUUUAACUUCUGCAAAUGUAUCAAGGUUAAAAACAAUACAAUAAAAAAGCCAUCAGAAAAAAGAAA
Molecule: messenger RNA, 2084 nt
Organism: Lampris incognitus (smalleye Pacific opah)
Lineage: Eukaryota; Metazoa; Chordata; Actinopteri; Lampriformes; Lampridae
Gene: hexd
Product: hexosaminidase (glycosyl hydrolase family 20, catalytic domain) containing
Exons: 12
Coding region: 246-1718 (490 amino acids)
Biological process (GO): carbohydrate metabolic process
Molecular function (GO): hexosaminidase activity
Source: RefSeq, a predicted model, not a curated record